Messenger RNA from Cercospora beticola, 2377 nucleotides. RefSeq lists its product as uncharacterized. NCBI's taxonomy places the organism in Eukaryota, Fungi, Ascomycota, Dothideomycetes, Mycosphaerellales, Mycosphaerellaceae. The record is from RefSeq and is a predicted model, not a curated record.
GAAGCAAAAAUGUGCACGCUUUCUUCGCGCUGAGAACGACGAUUUCUGUUCACCACAAUGCCGGACUCAUAUCGGCCAGAUUGGCGAGAGCGAGCAGCGCUUCUGACUGGCAAGGUCUAGAACGCCACACCAAUUGUACCUGGCCACCACCCCCGCUCGUCAUGCAGCGCCCGUCGACCAUCGCCGUCUCUGCCCUCGCGCCGCACCUCUGAUCUACAGCUAAGAUGCCUCUGCUGAGUAUGCGCACUUCCUAAAUGGCGCACUGAGAAGCGCCGAUGACGCCCUGCGGCCCUACUAUAUACCCACUGCAGCCCUCGUGCGCCGCCCAUCUGUGUCACUUCACCAUUGAGAUUUCUGACGUACAGCACUGACUCGCCCGCAUCCUCACGCCACCACUGCUACAAUCAUACAGGCACCGCCAUGCCUGCCGACAAGACCGAAUCAGCCCACGUCGAGCAAUUAGAGAACCCCGAACAUGAAGCCCUCCUCACCGGCGCCUUUGCGCUCGCCAGCUUGUUCAGUAGCUGUGUCGAGGCAUUUGGGUUGAUACAUGCGAACCAGAAGUGGGACAAAGAGGAGCAGCUACAGUUGACGCGGUUGGGACUACAGCAGGCUCGUCUGUUGAUAUGGGGAACAGUGGUGGGCAUAGCGUCUCCUCCAGCGUCUGUCACAGAUCGCAAAGUUCCCAGACACCCUAGCUUGGCAUAUCCAGACUUGAAGGAGCCGACAUUCUUCGAUGCACGAGAUGCCCGACUGGACGAUCCCGAGUUCAGGACGCCUAUCGAGCAGACCCUCAGCGCUAUCGUAGACCGCUCGGCUGCGACCACGCGAGAAGAGAUGAUGGCCAAGUAUGGGUUGAAACCGGCGAGAAAGUUUGGGCCGGUGCUCGAGCAGGCAAUGGAUAUGAACCGGCUGGAAGGCUUUCGAGAGAAAUAUGCACUGCUCCGAGAGGUGGCCGAGGAUGUUGCGCGCAUCAAUACAAGGCGGAACAAUUCGCUGACCUACACGCCUUGGAUGCUCGCCGAUGUCGGGAAAUUUGGCCACUUCAUUGACCUCACACAAGAAAAGGUGGACUCGUUGAUCAACUUGCUUGAUGUGAAGGAAAAAGUGGACAGAGCCAUGCGCAUGGACAUUCGAAUGUUUGGCUGGCAUAUUAUACCCGACCGAACGAGAACUGCCCAGGACAUAUCGAAGCUACGCAUGCUGCAAGAAAUUUGCAAAACUGAUUAUCCCGAGUACCUGGUUGCGACACAGCAGGCCCUGGACAACAUCAGCCGCGAGGCACGAGAAUUUGCCGUCUCCUCUUACAUUGUCUCCAAAGAGCAAGCCAAGUUUCUCAAGUCAGGGCAUGAUGCUAAUGGCGAGGAAAAGCCCAAGAAAAAACCUGGCUUGCUGAAGCUGUUCAAACCAUUCGGCAAGAGGGAUCAGCAUCGCAUAGGGCACAGCCACAGCAUCAGUGGCCCGGCCUCUGCACAAACAGAUGACAACCUCGACCCUCCUCGCUCCAUGUCUGAUGUCGGACCAAACCUUGGCCGUAUUCGCAGCAAAUCGGUCGGCACUGAACUGGAGCUUGAUGAAGAUGUCAGAAAUCGUCUCGCGCAGAUGGAGACGCACACAAGUGAGGGCGCCAGUGAGUCACCUAUGAUCGUGGAGACAUUUGGCAAAGCGAUCGACACACCAUUUGCAAGUCCUACCACGGUGCUACGACCUGCGAAGGAGCCGGGAGUCGUGGAAAGGCACGACAUGUACAAAGGCAUUGCCAGGACUGAAACGCGAAACUUGCAUCAGGCGGACUAUUGAGGUGUUUUGCUGACUAUCUGAUAUCGUUUUAUACCCAUUCGUUGUUCGCUGCAUUUGACGGAGGAAGGUAAUGUUCUUAUUGAUAGGUUUGUGCACUAUAGUAAUGAGAUUCUUGACUGCCAAGCCUCUCAGGCAAUUCUCAGUCACUCACCAAUGUAGGAGUUUGGAAUACCAAUGCUCCUUCCAAGAGUGGGACGAGCUACAUACAGCUCUAACAAGACAUUACCGCUUUGCCGAAGUAUUUGAAGCUCUGGAGUGAUAGCUUCAACAAUGUGACGUAUGCAAAGUUAAUCAAAAGCAAGUGAGAGGUAUAAUACCUUCGAUGUCCUGUCUUUACUUCCAGCGAACAGGAUGCAACGCACAAACAGCUGAAAGAACACCUCAAUCAGCCAGAUCCCAAGACACAAAACUCCACAAUGGCAGGAAUCACCCUCAUCAGCGCAACCCCCUCCCCCUUCGCCCGAAUGAACCGCAUCGCCAUGAUCGAAAAAAACAUCCACUUCACCAUCCGCAACGAAAUCCCCUGGCACAGCGACACGACCGAAACCCCCAAACACAAUCCCCUCGAGAAACUCCC